AUGCAACCUGCUCCCCUGUUGGGGGCCGUGAGGUAUUCGCAAAUCUUGUUAUGGCCACUUAUACGGCUGCGCUUUUUGCUGCUCCUCCUCCUCGCGUGGCUGCUGGUGGUGGAGCCUCGCGCCUGCCUCGACGAAGAGACCAAGCUGGGCAAGUUGAAGAAACUCAUAAACAAAAAGAUAAAGCUAGAUAUUAAUGAAAAGUACCGAAGCCAAAAGAAAAGUACGAGUCCAUAUAUGUCCUUUGUAUAUAUUCAUGAGCUCACCGCCAGCGACCAUGUAGAGUACGUAUUAAAUAAAUCACAUGACUACGACUGCGUAUUGUUUGUGAUCGAUGUGGAGACUACCAAUGGGACGUCCAUGUUUGAUCGGAAGAGCCUCAUCCUGUUGGAACUGUUCAACCGAGUAGCACAGAAGUUCAUUUUGGGCAAUUUUUCUCUUUAUAGCGAGGGGGAGGGGAGCAGCGCGGCGAAUCUCACCCCUGUUACCCGCGCAAAUGGAGCAAACGAAAGGAUCACCCCGUCCUCAAGGCCAAUCUUUUUCUUUUAUAUAAAUGUACACAAACCUAACAUCCUCCCCCUCAAGUUCAUUCACGCAAUUGAAGAGGUACCCGAGUUUUACUACAUAGGUAAGGAGACCGUUCUCCACUUAGAUUACCACUCCAAGGUGCGUCCAAAUUACAUGUUAGAGAAUUACUUAAAGGUGAAGCGGUUAAGGGACAAAGACAAAACAGAAAUGAGUAACCAAGUGCUUGAGUCGUAUUUCCUGGACUUCAUUCACACACACAACAGGGGUGCAACUGACAGCCGCGGUGGAAGUGGCGAUCAGAGUGGCGGUGGCGACGGGGGGGCCACACUUGUGGAGGGUGAGUACUGGGAGAAAAUGCAACAUUCCGUCAUCACCAUCACCCUGGUGGUGUUGUUCCUCCUUCUGUACGCCCUUCUGCAGCUGCUCCACAGAUGGCCCUCCCUCACCUUUGUCUGCUCAUACGUCUUGUUCCUUAUCUGCUUGAGCGGCAUCUUCCACUGCCUCAUUAACAAAGCCGAGCUUUACAACACAGCGAAGAAUUUGGACUCGGUGCUGCACAAGUACAUCUACCGCUCCACCAGUGCUCAAUAUGUAUACGAAGGGGUGGCCUUUUCUUUCUUUAUUUUUUUAAUAACAUUUGCCUUGUUCAUCAUGUGUAAAUCCUCCGCCAACACGUUUAUACAAAAGGGCGGGAGGAACUUGUGGCUCAUACUGUUGCUCCUGCUCACAUAUGUCUCUCUCGACGUCAUCCACGAGAUCAACCUGUACAAGGUGUACUACUCCACUUACUUCUUCUUCCCGCCGACCAAAUUUUUUCGCAAAUGA
Plasmodium fragile is the source of this 1350-nucleotide messenger RNA. RefSeq lists its product as uncharacterized. The record is from RefSeq and is a predicted model, not a curated record. The transcript has a single exon. NCBI's taxonomy places the organism in Eukaryota, Apicomplexa, Aconoidasida, Haemosporida, Plasmodiidae. The coding region runs from base 1 to 1350 and encodes 449 amino acids. Gene Ontology annotation, cellular component: oligosaccharyltransferase complex.